AAAAAAGCCUGUUGUAGCUUAACUUUAAUUAAAAAUGAAUUCUUCGUAUUGGAAGAACUGUAUAGUGCCCCAGUGUAAAAGUACAACUCUAAAAACGCCAAACAAAUUAUUUAUUUAUGUUCCUCAGAAUGAACAAAUACGAAAAAAGUGGCUAAAACUUGCAAAGAGGGUUGAUUUUAAUAGUUUAUCAACAAUCUCAAGAAUGUAUUUUUGUGAAGAUCAUUUCGAUUUGCCAAAUGAUAUGGAAAAUUAUAUCGAGUAUAUUGUUAUGGGAAAAGUAUCAAAAGUACGUAUGAAACCAGGUUGUGCUCCAAGUAAAUUUGAAUGUCAAGAAGAUGGACGAAAACGACCAUGCAGCAGUACAGAACAGUCGGAUACAUUAAAAGAAAAAAGAAUGAUGGUAAUGGCAGAGGGUCUGAAUAAACCAGAAGAAAGUUGUACACCAAGUUCAUCUUUCAAAGAUACUUCUAAUAAAAGUUCAGAUGGACCAAAUGUGCCAGAAAUUUUUUGUGAAAUGAAAUCAAGAGACGAGACAUUAUCACCUUUGAAACCGUCACUCAUAUCUGUUGCAACAUCCCCAUCAAAUGCUGAAACUAUUUUAAAAUCAAGUCCUACUGUGUCCGACCUAAGAAAAAUUAAUGGAAAUAUAUUGAUUGAAGAAAAGCACUCUGACAGUCAGAAAACUUCUUCUAACUGUAAUGAAUUAAUUGCAGAAAGCAGAAAAACAGAAACAAUCGAGACCAUAUUAAAUACAUUUAGAAAAAUUGAGAAAAAGCCUCAAUUGUAUAUUGGUGUUCCACAAAAUUGUUACUACUUAAUUGAUAUAAGGAAAGAUGGGAAUAAUAUUCCCAAUUCAUUAUUCUGUUUAAAUAAAAAAGAAAAUAAUAUAAUGGAGGACCAUGAACCAAUUAAAAAGGAAAUACAAGAAGAAAAUGUUACAACAAAACACGAAGGGAUAGAUUUGAAUGAAGAGUUUUCCAUGGAUAAACAUAAAACAGUUAAAGUUGAGAAUCAAUUAAAUGCAGAAGUUAUAGUAAAGGAGGAAAUAUUUGAUGAAAAUGUUUUUGAUCAUCAAUCAAUUCAAAAUGAAGACAAGAAUACUUCAUCUGACGCUUCUGAUAAAAAUUUUGCUGAUCAAAGCACUUUAAUUGUACAUAAACGAAUUCAUAGCGAAGAAAAAUCUUUUUCAUGUGCAAUUUGUGGUAAAACCUUUACUGUAAAACAUGAUUUAAUUCGACAUGAACGAAUCCAUACUGGAGAAAAACGUUUUUCAUGUACCAUUUGUGAUAAAGCAUUUAAUUUCAAACACAAUUUAAUUAUACAUGAACGAACUCAUAGUGGCGAAAAACCUUUUUCCUGUGGAGUUUGUGAAAAAUCUUUUACUCAGAAACUCAGUUUUGAUAAUCAUAAACGGACUCAUACUGGAAAAAAAGGUUUUUCGUGUACAAUUUGUGAUAAAGCAUUUACUUCCAACCACAAUUUAAUUGUACAUGAACGAAUUCAUAGUGGUGAAAAACCUUUUUUCUGUGAAUUUUGUGAUAAAUCAUUUACUCAGAAAAACAGUUUAGAUAUUCAUAAACGGGCUCAUACAGGAGAAAAACCUUUUUCUUGUGACGUUUGUGGUAAAUCAUUUACACAGCAAAACAGUUUAGAUUAUCAUAAACGGGCUCAUACAGGAGAAAAACCAUUUUCCUGUAACAUUUGCGAUAAAUCAUUUAUUCAGAAAAACGGUUUAGAUAAUCAUAAACGGGCUCAUACUGGCGAAAACCUUUUUUUCUGUGAAAUAUGUAAUAAAGUAUUUACUUACAAACAGAAUUUACUUAGACAUGAACGAAAUCAUAGUGGAAGAAAACCUUUUUCCUGUGACGUUUGUGAUAAAACAUUUACUAUGCGAGAACAUUUAAUUAUACACAAACGAAUUCAUAGUGGAGAAAAACCUUUCUCCUGUGACGUUUGUGAUAAAUCAUUUACUACGCGAAGCAUUUUAAUUACACACAAGCGAACCCAUAGUGGAAAAAAACCUUACUCCUGUGAGGUUUGUGAUAAAUCUUUUAAUCAGAAAAAUAAUUUAGAUAUUCAUAAACGGAUUCAUACUGGAGAAAAACCUUUUUCCUGUGAAAUAUGCGAUAAAUCGUUUACUCAGAAAAUCAGUUUAGAUAAUCAUAAACGGACUCAUACUCAAGAAAAACUAUUUUCCUGUAAAAUUUGCGAUAAAUCAUUUACUCAUAAAAACCGUUUAGAUAAUCAUAAACGGACUCAUACUGGAGAAAAACAUUUUUCCUGUGAAAUUUGUGAUAAAGUAUUUACUUACAAACACAAUUUAGUUUUACAUGAACGAAUGCAUAGUGGAAGAAAACUUUUUUCCUGUGACGUUUGUGACAAAUCAUUUACUAUUCGAGACAAUUUGAUUACACACAAACGAAUUCAUAGUGGAGAAAAACCAUUUUCCUGUGACGUUUGUGAUAAAUCGUUCACUCAGAAAAACAAUUUAGAUAAUCAUAAACGGACUCAUACUGGGGAAAAACCCUUUUCCUGUGAAGUUUGUGAUAAAUCGUUUACCCAGAAAAACAGUUUAGAUAUUCAUGAACAGACUCAUACUGGAGAAAAACGUUUUUUAAUUAAAAAUUUACUCGCCGAACCAAUUUAAUUGAUCGUAAACGAAACUUAUACUAAUAAAA
Molecule: messenger RNA, 2678 nt
Organism: Chrysoperla carnea
Lineage: Eukaryota; Metazoa; Arthropoda; Insecta; Neuroptera; Chrysopidae
Product: zinc finger protein 271-like
Exons: 4
Coding region: 35-2647 (870 amino acids)
Source: RefSeq, a predicted model, not a curated record